Messenger RNA from Lottia gigantea (owl limpet), 2589 nucleotides. RefSeq lists its product as hypothetical. NCBI's taxonomy places the organism in Eukaryota, Metazoa, Mollusca, Gastropoda, Lottiidae. Gene Ontology annotation, cellular component: Fanconi anaemia nuclear complex. The record is from RefSeq and is a predicted model, not a curated record. The coding region runs from base 1 to 2589 and encodes 862 amino acids. Gene Ontology annotation, biological process: replication-born double-strand break repair via sister chromatid exchange; negative regulation of double-strand break repair via homologous recombination; positive regulation of double-strand break repair via homologous recombination. The transcript has 7 exons.
AUGUCAUUUCUUGAAAAAAGUCUACUUUUCCAAGAUUUCCUUUUUGUAGCCAAUUAUUCAGAGGAAGGAAGUUUAAAAGUUGAUGUAAGACAUCUUCAAAAAACGAAAGAUUCUGAAAAAGAUCCGAAAUGGAUGCAAUAUGACACAAUUUCCCUUGCUUUGAAUUUGUCGCAGUCAAAUCUAUCAACGAUAAGGGGCCCAGUUUUACUGUUUGAAAAUGUUGAAGAUAGUCUCUCGGGGAUAGUGCGACCCACUUUGUUGAUUCAUUUUUGUGGGGAUUCUCUGAGACAAUCAUUUGCCUAUAUCUUAGUGCUCAUUAAAGACAAAACAUCAAGUGAUCAUGAAAAGUGCACAUGGAAGAUUAAGCCAAUUAAAAAACUCAAAACAACUUUAGAUAAAGACCCCAAAAACUUAAAUUUUGUGAAUCAAUGCAGUUUUAUUUACUCCCGAAAUGAACGGUUGUAUUUUUGUGAUGAAGAAGGGGAACAUACGAUUUCUUUUACUAAAGACAAAAACGUUCAGAACAUUAUUUGCAUGGCAUCUAAAAAAUGCCAAGGAACAAGUAUUUUGCUUGGAGCGAGUGCCUUUUUGGAUGACAAAAAUAUUUCAGAUGAUCAAGAUUUGCAAUAUAGAAUAUUUGCAUUGAAAAAGCCUAAAUUCUGUAAAAAUGAGAAACUGUUUGAAGUUUUAGACCCUACUUUAUUUUUGUCUGAUGAUUAUGCUUCUUGUAUUACACGAAUCUAUAUCCAUUUUGUUGAAGAGAUUUGCCAUAAUGUUAUAAAUACACAUGGACAGGUAGAAAAGCAUCCUUCAACAUAUCAAUCGCAUAUUUUCUUGAUUCUCAAUCAUGGGUAUUUACUCGAAUUUGCAAACGGUCGACUGAAGACGUCGUUGUAUCUAGUGAAUAUUUAUCGCGAGCUAAACAUCUUGGAAUAUAACGAAGAUGACAAUAGUUUGAACUUUGAUAUUUCCUCCUCUAUUAUCAGAGCUGCCAUAGAUUUGGAUAAGAAUAGAAAGAUGAUAAUUUUACAACAUGAUAAAGUUUGUAUUGCUGUUGAUACACAGACAGAGAAGGUUCACCAGUAUUGGCAAGAUAUUAACUAUGUUUUAAUAGAUGAUGUUUUAAAGAAAGGAAGAGAUCAGUUGUUACUUGUCAGUCAUCCUCAAUGGUAUCUGACUGAUUUUAACACAGUGUAUAUAGACUAUCUCAAUGAUGAGCCUGAUCCUAUGAUGUGUGAAGAUGAUGGUGAUAACUCAGCGACUGCUAGAAAUGCUCUUCAACAGCAAUUGACUAGAAUGAGUUUAUCAGUAGAACAAGCUGAGAGAAGAUUGAAAGAGAAGAUAGAGUUUGUACAGUCUAAUUUAUCAAGAUUACAGAAAACGGCUUCCAAACCUCGGUCUUUACUAGGGAAUCCAGGUAUAAAUGAGAAAAACAAGGAGAUAUUUAAGGUGGAAAUAAAAAAGAAAUGGUAUAAAGUAAUUAAUGAUUGUUUAGUUAUUGGUCUUCACGUUAUCAACACAUCUUCACACUCCAUAUCCAACCUUUCUUUAUCCAUAACCUGUGGAGAUUCAUUCAAUAUUUUCAAAUCUUCUUCAAAACAAUUUGACAAUGAUACUAUCAACUCUACUAGAAGCUCUGCAACUUCCAAAAGCACUGAACAACAAACACUGAAGAAAAUAAAACUCUUGGUUCCAGGGGAUCAAUGUUCUGAUGGCACCCUAGCCCCUAAAGAUGAAACUGUUUUGACAGGAUAUUUUGAAAUUUCACAAUUAUCAGACGCAAUUAAAGGGCAGGUAACUCUGUCUCUAUAUCUGCAUUUUUCACCCUGGGAAAAGGAAGAUGUAAAAGAAUUUUGUAUUCAAAAUGGUGGAAAAAUUCAGAUGAAUUUUAAAGAAUUUUUUGAUAAUUCUUUCACUGAAUCCAUAGUAACAAUUCCAACUUUUGAUAAAAAUUCAGGACAGAACUUACAUCAUGGCUUACUGUGUUUAAACACCAUUCAACACUGUUUUAAACUGGUUUUACAUACCAAAUACGGUUACAUUAAUCUGAUAGCUGAUUGGUUGAAGAAGAUUCCUGGUUUAGUUUACUAUGAAUAUUAUAAUUGUUAUAUGUUUACUCUGUCUGGAGCACUGUAUUUAUGUAGAAUGGAAGUUGAUCUGAAAUCAGAUUUUAAACAUGUACAGGUUAAACUUUAUGCAAGGAGCAGGAAGCAAUUCGAGUUAUUUAAGAACUUUAUUUCAUCUUAUCUACCACAGAACGUGUCAUAUAAACUAACAGCCAAUCAGAAUCAAGAGUUUUUGAUUCAAAAAUUCCUGACAUGUGCGUCUGAGGAGAUUAAAACUGGACUAGAAUUCAGCCAAUUGUCUCACAACCCUGUUAAAGACGAUGGCAUCUUUGAAGUCGAUUUCCAUAAGCAAGAAAAUGUAUUUAAAUUCCACGCUGCUUUUGAUAAAGAAAAGAAAGAACUGUGUCAGGCCAAACAGACGGCCAUGUUUUUAGAAAGUGAUAAAGGCACGCUGAAGAAGUUAAAAGAUUGUGAGAAGGAGACAGAUUCCAUUGUUGAAAAAAUAGGAAUAAAAAAUAUAUGA